Messenger RNA from Drosophila subobscura, 1226 nucleotides. RefSeq lists its product as uncharacterized. NCBI's taxonomy places the organism in Eukaryota, Metazoa, Arthropoda, Insecta, Diptera, Drosophilidae. The coding region runs from base 58 to 1164 and encodes 368 amino acids. The transcript has a single exon. The record is from RefSeq and is a predicted model, not a curated record.
AUGAGCCAUUAAAAACCAAAACAAAACAAAAAUUAAUAAUUGUAUAUCUACUGUACAAUGGGCGGCACUCGUUGCACUUUUCGAGAUUGCAAAGUCUCUUCAAACCGCAAUCCGUCGAUGCACUUCUUCAAGUUUCCCGUACGCGACCCGCAGCAGUUGGAAAAAUGGCAACAAAUUUGCGCUAAUAAAGAGAUUUUAAAAGUGUCUCAAGAUAAGCUGGCCAACAGGGCUGUGUGCGCACGCCAUUUUCGCAUUGAAUGCUUUAUGAACUAUAAAAUGGACCGGCUCAUUGCUAAGCAGACGCCGACAUUGAUGCGAGUGAACAAGGAUCUCGCGUGGGACUUUGAAUCUCUGGACGAGAACGGCGAACCAAGGCUUGUAAAAUUGGCUUCUCCCACUUUGGCACAUCUGAAGCCACCAGAGGGGUUCGAGUGUCCUCUAGGAUAUGAUAUGUCCGACGCUGCUGGAGACGUGAUUAACUUGGAUCAAUUGGUAAAUAAGAGAUCCGCUGCAACCUUACCAGAGAGGGCAAUCAAAAGGCGGAUGGUGGAUUGUACCAAGGAAAAGGAGCAGGAGCUGCACCAAAUCAGUACUACAAUUUCAUCAGAAAUGAUUGACUUGCCUCGAAAUGGAUUGCAAACGCAAACAAAACCAAUUUUUAGGAAAAUAAGUUCACGUACAACAAUUGAGAAACCUUCGAUGGGCGCAGGGCAAAGUCAGGAAAUGCCUAUGGGCGAAGAAGAAACAAUUCCAGAGGAAAGACAACUCCAGCUGGAUUACAACAAACUGAAGUUUGAGGUGGAAAAGCUUUCAGAGGAGAACGCGUACUUGAAGCAACUGACGGCGUCCAUGCCAUCCGCCAGUGGAGUGUCACCAUCCAACUCGUCGAUAAGGAUGACCAAGCCGCAGCUAUACAACGGCAUAAAAAAGUAUCUGGGACCCACUUUGGCCGCUCUGGUGCGGAUGGAAAUGUUCGGAGGCUCCGAGGGUCGUACCUGGAAAGGUGACGAGCGGCGCUUUGCUGUUGAGCUGCUGCAGCUGGGCGAAAGUAUCUACGAGCAUUGCUGCGAGGAGUGGCGUUUUCGACUGCCGUCGCUUAGAACUGCACGCUCCUGGCUGGGUAGCAAAGAAUCGGAAGAUGUCGAUGAUUCAAUCGAUUUGUAGUCUUAAUUAUUGUUUAAUUCAUUAACUUUACCUUACUUUACUUUAAUAAUUAAAGUUAAUUC